CCAGGCACCCGACCAGGAGGCAAUCUUUACCAGCAGUGCCUAUAGAACCAACACCUUCACCCAUCGAAUCAGCAGCAGGGGUCUCUUCGGACAGUGAGGGGACAACUUCCCAGAUGGGUCAACCGCCAUACAUGGCAUCAGACUCAUCCAUUUCGAAGGAAGGACCAACUGCCCUCGCCGAAGCUGACCCUCAAAACGACAUCCUUGAUGUUGCUGAUCCCGAAAUCGAAGGUGCCCCAGAGAUCCCGGCUGCAGUGGCUCUAGAUGCAGCCGCCCAACCUGCAGCCGCCCAACCAGCAGCGGCGCUCCCUCUAGCCAUCGAGUGGCAGGCAGAAGAACCACCUGCGGCAAUCCAACCUCCAGAAAUGGAAGAAAUGUCUUCGUCCGAAUCGGAGACUUCUGUGAAUUUGAUUCUUCUGGAUACUGCCUCAAUUCCAGUAAAUCUGUUAAAGAAACAGUCGGUAAAGGAUUGA
Andrographis paniculata is the source of this 473-nucleotide messenger RNA. RefSeq lists its product as uncharacterized. Bases 114 to 473 code for a protein of 119 amino acids. Lineage: Eukaryota; Viridiplantae; Streptophyta; Magnoliopsida; Lamiales; Acanthaceae. The record is from RefSeq and is a predicted model, not a curated record. The transcript has 3 exons.